AUGCAGGGCUCGGGCUUCCCGCCGCUCGGCCACCUGCCGCACUGGCCGCGCGCGGGGCAGCCGGAGCGGCCCGGACGGUCCUUCGCGCCCGCCGGGCCCGGGCCGGCCGACGCCCCGCCGCCGCACACGCCGCCUUCGAGGCGGGCGGCCCCCGAGCUGGAACGCAGCCUGCAGUUCCUGCAGCAGCAACACGGCGAGACGCUCCGGCAUCUGCACCAGGAGAUCGAGCGGCUGAAGCGGCGCAACCAGGAUCUGCAGUACCGGCUCAUCAUGCAACCGCUGCUUCAGCAGGCAGGCUUCCUCUCCGCGGACAGCGAAGGCGCCUCUGCUGGCAGGGCCAAGGCGAAGCAGGCCGGCGGCGGCCGCAGGGAGUCGGAGGGGCGGCUGGAAGAUGCUGAGCCGAAGGGCGGCGAGGACGAGGCUCCGGCCGAAGAGGAGGAUGCAGCGGAGGGGAGCCCCGAGUGGGAGAGGCACGCCGAAGGACUCACUGCGGAGCCCCAGGAGGCGGCGGCGGCUGCAGCCCCGGCCAGAGACGCUGCUGUCUGCGACCAGAGGACGUCACCGAUGUCUGUGCUUCAUCUGCCAGCAAGCCAGAGCAGGGCUGGAGACGUGAAAAUCCCCUCUGCAUCUUCCAACCCUUUCUUGGUGAACGUACUGCCUUCCUACAUGCGGAAGCCCCCCAGCCUGGAGGAAUGUGAGGUGGUGAUUCGCCAGCUGUGGAACAUUAACCACAUGCAGAUGCAAGAGCUGAUGUACUUGAGAUCAUGCCUGGAUGAUAUACACAAGACCAAAAGAAUUCCUGAAGAUUACAUGUUAGCUGGUCAACUUGGGAGCCAGGAGAACACCAAGUUGCCCAGAGUGAGGAAUGCCCCAAAGAAAUGGCCCACUUUGUUUUCCAGCCGGAUCCUGACCCCGCUGCCUGCUGCCGAAAGAGCUGUGCUGCCCGCCCUGAAGCAGACGCUGGGGAACGCUUUUGCCGAGAGGCAGAAGCGAGCACAAGCCGUUCAGAGGAACAGGCUGCACAGGACCGCCCUGUAGCCAGGAGAACCCCCACAGCCGCCUCUGCAGCCGGCUGCCUUUGGGACCCCCCACAUGAGCCCCUCAGGCUGCUUCCAAGGCCUUUUCCCCUCAUUUUUGUUAGACUUUGUAUGUUCAUGCUCGCUGCACUACAGACAGCCACAGUUCUAGUGCUUAAUUGCUAAGGAUGCUUUUCCUUCCAAAGAAAGCGGUCUCCUCCGGCUUCAAUAGCAUAAUUGGAGGCCCAACACAGGCGAGCCUGUUUAGAUCAAAGGGAUUUGUGAAAAUGUAAACGUGGGUUGGCAAAAAAAGGCUGGGUGUUAAAUACUGUAACAAUAGAUUUAUUACAAUAAAACAAUGAUUUGUGUCUGAAA
Thamnophis sirtalis is the source of this 1391-nucleotide messenger RNA. It is a transcript of the gene CCDC74B, whose product is annotated as coiled-coil domain containing 74B. The record is from RefSeq and is a predicted model, not a curated record. NCBI's taxonomy places the organism in Eukaryota, Metazoa, Chordata, Lepidosauria, Squamata, Natricidae.